This is a messenger RNA of Solanum stenotomum, 692 nucleotides long. RefSeq lists its product as uncharacterized. The transcript is spliced from 2 exons. Lineage: Eukaryota; Viridiplantae; Streptophyta; Magnoliopsida; Solanales; Solanaceae. The coding region runs from base 60 to 626 and encodes 188 amino acids. The record is from RefSeq and is a predicted model, not a curated record.
UUCUUUUCCCAUUCAUUGAGGCCUUGCCUUUCAAUUCCUUAUUUUUGGAAGGAAUUGAAAUGCCAUUUUACAGACUUCUUAGAAUGGGUUGUGGCGUUUCCAAGAUAGAUGCCAAUGGCAUCGCCACACCUAAUAGAUCAAUUCUCCCAAAUUUCCCUACUAGAAAGAAACAAUCAAACAAAUGCAAUAUCCCUCCAAAAACACAACCAAUGUUGUUAAUGCCUGAAAAUGAUGACAGACUUUCCAUUUCUGCUCUAAAAUGUGAUGUUGAUUUGAACUAUGUCGCACCCAAGGCAUAUAAAGAAGACAAUGAUGAAAAAAGGGUCGCGAAAAUAAGGACAAUGGUUGAGGAAGCGGAAAAAAAUGAUGAAAAGGGUAGACUACUACAUGAAGAUGAGGCCGAGGAGGAGGAUGAUGGUCAUGACGAUGAUGAUCAAAGGGCGAUUAAAAAGGUUCAUGUUGGUGAGGAGGAUGGUAAUGCUUUCCCUGGUUCACCGAGUUUUAGGGUUUAUUUUACCGAUAAGGAUGUUGAAACAAAGAAGAUUAAUGACGGUUAUAAUAAGGUGGGCUUGAAGGACGUUACCCCAGUUGCAACUACCAUAUCAUCAACAAAGGUGUGCAUGUGAUUUUCACAAUUAGUUAUGUUCUUUUGCAUUGUUUUUUUUUUCUUUUAGAGAAAAAGCUAAUUAGCC